Molecule: messenger RNA, 1827 nt
Organism: Arabis nemorensis
Lineage: Eukaryota; Viridiplantae; Streptophyta; Magnoliopsida; Brassicales; Brassicaceae
Source: the annotation of a GenBank genome assembly
AUGGCUUAUAAUCUUUGCUACUGCACCUUGUUGACACCUGAAGAUGUACGCAAACUGAAUCUUCCACCUGAGCAGAUCCAUAAAACUCCAUCAGGGGAAACAUUUGUUAAGCAAGAUUUACAAAAGGGUACACUUCCAGAAAUCCUUGAAGAGCUUAUUACUGCCCGUAAAAGAGCUAAAGCAGAUUUAAAGGAGGCUAAGGAUCCGCUUGAGAAGGCUGUUUUAGAUGGUAGACAGUUGGCGUUGAAGCCCAUCAAAUUGGAGUUUGAGAAGGUCUAUUUUCCAUAUCUGCUGAUUAACAAGAAGAGGUAUGCUGGUUUGCUGUGGACAAAUCCUCAAAAGUUUGACAAAAUGGACACUAAAGGAAUCGAGACAGUACGAAGGGAUAAUUGUUUACUGGUCAAGAACCUUGUGACCGAGAGUCUUCACAAAAUACUAAUUGAUAGAGACGUUCCAAGCGCAGCCGAGUAUGUUCAGAAUACAAUUUCGGAUCUUCUCAUGAACCGUAUUGACUUGUCACUUUUGGUGAUUACCAAGUUAGCAAGGGUGAAGGACUCAUUCAACUCCCGCCACCUUGAUACUCUGGAGAUGCUCGCAGAUGUACUUAUAGUACACAUGAAAUAUGAUGAUGGGAUGAGUACAGUUUCUGACGGCCUCAUGAUGAACAUCAAUCAUACUGGAAAUAGCAACUCCUUUAGCCCAAAUCAAAUGAGUUCUGCUUUCAAAAUGGGUCGUACACUUGCUCAGAACAAAAUGCCAGAUAAGUUAGCAAUGGUGAAGGACUCAAUCAACCGAGGAGGGCGUGAUAACCCAGAAGAUGGUGAUAACGGAGAGCCAGAAGAUGGUGAUAACGGAGAGCCAGAAGAUGGACAAAACUUAAAACGCACAGAAGCCUGGUGGGACUAUGAGAACGCCGGGAUCACACCUAGCAAGGAUGUAGUAGUUUACAACAAAUUUGUAGACAAGCUGGAAAAACAUGGCUUCCGCGCACCGGAGAAAAUCAGGAUAAUCGAGGCUAAGGAUCCGCUUGAGAAGGCUGUUUUAGAUGGUAGACAGUUGGCGUUGAAGCCCAUCAAAUUGGAGUUUGAGAAGGUCUAUUUUCCAUAUCUGCUGAUUAACAAGAAGAGGUAUGCUGGUUUGCUGUGGACAAAUCCUCAAAAGUUUGACAAAAUGGACACUAAAGGAAUCGAGACAGUACGAAGGGAUAAUUGUUUACUGGUCAAGAACCUUGUGACCGAGAGUCUUCACAAAAUACUAAUUGAUAGAGACGUUCCAAGCGCAGCCGAGUAUGUUCAGAAUACAAUUUCGGAUCUUCUCAUGAACCGUAUUGACUUGUCACUUUUGGUGAUUACCAAGUUAGCAAGGGUGAAGGACUCAUUCAACUCCCGCCACCUUGAUACUCUGGAGAUGCUCGCAGAUGUACUUAUAGUACACAUGAAAUAUGAUGAUGGGAUGAGUACAGUUUCUGACGGCCUCAUGAUGAACAUCAAUCAUACUGGAAAUAGCAACUCCUUUAGCCCAAAUCAAAUGAGUUCUGCUUUCAAAAUGGGUCGUACACUUGCUCAGAACAAAAUGCCAGAUAAGUUAGCAAUGGUGAAGGACUCAAUCAACCGAGGAGGGCGUGAUAACCCAGAAGAUGGUGAUAACGGAGAGCCAGAAGAUGGUGAUAACGGAGAGCCAGAAGAUGGACAAAACUUAAAACGCACAGAAGCCUGGUGGGACUAUGAGAACGCCGGGAUCACACACAAGCUGGAAAAACAUGGCUUCCGCGCACCGGAGAAAAUCAGGAUAAUCGUAGGUUACUUUUGCACUUCUGUACCCGAUUAG